AUGGCUUCCAAGCGUACCUAUGGUUCUCAUGCCAGCAAUACUCUUACUCCAUCUUCCCCACAACUUGAGCCCUCUGCUCUAGACGGCAAGCGCAAACGCCCACUAGCGGAUCACACUUCUAUUCAGAACUCGCCACGGUUCAAGAAGAGACGCAUAAUUUCGAUUGAGCCUCGAAGACCAGUGAAGAGUUUUAAGGGAAAGCAAUCAAGUCAGACUCAACCCCCCAAACUCACUCAGCUCCAUUUUUCGCUCGAUACUUCUGUGCUCAGGACAUGCCCACUGUGCGAUCUAUCCUAUACUAAAGGUGCUCCAGACGACGAGAGUUUGCACCGGUCGCAUUGUGCUAGAGUGCAGAGGGGACUAGAGUGGGGAAAAGAGGAGGAGCGAGAGUUGUUAAAAUCUGGCGUGGAGGAAUUGGCAACGAGCGUGAAGCUCAAGAAUGGAGCCAAAGGCCGUAUCGUUUGUUUUAGGCCGGAUAUUGGAGGGAAGAUUGGGGGAAAGCUGUCCACUAUGCUGUCCACUAUGAGCCUCUCCCUCUCUUCCCCGCCUCUUUCGCCGACUGUCCUUCAACAUUGUAAAGUUUACCUCUUCUUGCUUCCGUCAUCAGCGAGCAGAAGCAAGAUAGUAGGAUGUGUUAUAGCUCAGCGCAUUGCCACAGCAAUGGCAAUUGCAUCGGAAGCCGAGCUGUCUGCAUCUACUUCAUCCUCCAUGCUAACUUCGCCCUUAAGUGUUUCUCAAUCGCAAGGACCGCUGCGUUCUUUUAUUCCUGUCGAUAUUGCGACCAAUCUAUAUGUUCAUCCGACGCCACUCCCCACACCGCUUGGUAUCCCUCGACUCUUCGUGUCCUCAUCUCAUCGCCGCCUAGGCAUUGCUUCUCAUUUGUUGUCUGCAGCUGCGACGACGUUUAUCUUGGGAUGCCCAUUGGAUCCCACUAAGGGUGAAGUGGCAUUUACUCAACCUACGGGAGCAGGCAAGGCCAUCUUAGAAUUCUGGGGUAAAGGGGGUAUACGGAUAUAUGAAGAGGAGCAGGGUCUGAAAUUCACAUCUUCCAACUGA
Molecule: messenger RNA, 1056 nt
Organism: Fibroporia radiculosa
Lineage: Eukaryota; Fungi; Basidiomycota; Agaricomycetes; Polyporales; Fibroporiaceae
Exons: 2
Coding region: 1-1056 (351 amino acids)
Biological process (GO): mitotic sister chromatid cohesion
Cellular component (GO): nucleus; chromatin
Molecular function (GO): protein-lysine-acetyltransferase activity
Source: RefSeq, a predicted model, not a curated record